Biomphalaria glabrata is the source of this 5936-nucleotide messenger RNA. RefSeq names its product cullin-3-B-like. The coding region runs from base 495 to 2786 and encodes 763 amino acids. Gene Ontology annotation, cellular component: Cul3-RING ubiquitin ligase complex. Gene Ontology annotation, biological process: ubiquitin-dependent protein catabolic process; protein ubiquitination. NCBI's taxonomy places the organism in Eukaryota, Metazoa, Mollusca, Gastropoda, Planorbidae. The transcript has 19 exons. The record is from RefSeq and is a predicted model, not a curated record. Gene Ontology annotation, molecular function: ubiquitin protein ligase binding.
GUGUGAACAUUUAUUACACCGCGCUUCUCUAUGAAAAUUACGUAAGAUCUAUAUUUUUUAAAGGGAAACUUCAGGUCAAGGGAGUUAACAGGCAAAGGCCCCUAAACGACUGGAAGUACAGCAAAGAUUUCGCCCUACAGACGAUCAAGUUCUUUGUUGACUUGUUAAAUCAUGAAUAAAGUAAACAGACCUGCAAUUCUUGGUUUAAGAUGAUCCAUCAACUAGUUAAUAACAUUCCCUACUUGUGUAGUAUGUUAAAACUUCAAAUAAUACAACACAGAACGGUAAAGAUUUAUAUAGACUAAAUUUUCAGCAGUGAUACAAAAUACACUAAGUCAGUCUUACUGAGUCUAAUCUUUUCUAUUCUAGAGACUUGUCUAGUCUAGAUCUAGAUUAGGCUCUUUAUUAAAACAUUAGCCACUAUCCUAUCAUUGCUCUCUUCAUAGAUCUAGAUCUAUAGAAACAAAGUAUAUUAAAUCCCUAAACGUCAUAAAAUGUCUUCAAUGGGUUCAAGAGCACAAAACAGGAGAGACACCAAAAUGCGUAUAAGAGCCUUUCCAAUGACCAUGGAUGAAAAGUAUGUGAAUAAUAUUUGGUCCCUGUUGAAGAAUGCAAUCCAAGAAAUCCAGAAAAAGAACAACAGUGGACUGAGUUUUGAGGAGUUGUAUCGCAAUGCAUACACUAUGGUCCUUCACAAACAUGGGGAAAAACUUUACACUGGUUUGAAGGAUGUAGUGACAGAACAUCUUGUAGGGAAGGUAAAAGAGGAUGUGUUGCAAGCCCUCAAUAAUAAUUUUCUUCAGACUUUGAAUGCUGCUUGGAAUGAUCAUCAGACAUCUAUGGUCAUGAUAAGAGAUAUACUGAUGUAUAUGGACCGUGUUUAUGUUCAGCAGAAUAAUGUAGAGAAUGUUUAUAAUCUGGGAUUGAUCAUAUUCCGGGAUAAGGUUGUACGUCAUUCUUCAAUCAGGGAUCAUCUCAGGUCAACACUGUUGGACAUGGUGGCAAAGGAAAGGAGGGGUGAAGUUGUAGACAGGGGAGCUGUUAAAAAUGCUUGUCAGAUGUUGAUGAUUCUGGGUAUUGAUUCCAGGGGCGUGUAUGAAGAGGACUUUGAGAAGCCUUUCCUUGAACAGUCAGCAGAGUUUUACAGGCUGGAAAGCCAAAAGUUCUUAGCUGAAAACUCUGCCUCAGUGUACAUAAAAAAAGUUGAAGCUAGAAUAAAUGAAGAGGCAGAACGAGCUAAACAUUAUCUUGAUAAAUCCACAGAAGAGCCUGUUGUAGAGGUUUUGGAGGCUGAACUCAUUAGUAAACACAUGAAGACAAUAGUAGAGAUGGAAAAUUCUGGUGUUGUGCACAUGUUAGAAAACAAUAAGACGGAUGAUCUGGCCUGCAUGUACAAAUUGUUUAUUCGAGUCAAAGAUGGUUUGAAAACAAUGAGUGACUGUAUUAGUAAAUAUCUUAGGGAGCAGGGCAGAGCUCUAGUCAGUGAAGAGGGAGAGGAAAGCAAGAAUGCAAUUACAUACGUGCAGAAUCUUCUGGAUCUCAAGGAUCGCUUCGGGCAUUUCCUUCAUGAAUCUUUCAGUGAUGAUAAACUAUUUAAACAGAUGAUUUCUGGAGAUUUUGAGUACUUCAUCAACUUAAACCCAAAGUCACCAGAAUAUCUCUCGUUGUUUGUAGAUGAUAAAUUGAAGAAAGGAGUUAAAGGGAUGACAGAACAGGAAAUAGAAAAUGUUCUGGACAAAAGCAUGGUAUUAUUUCGCUACCUCCAAGAGAAGGAUGUCUUUGAGCGCUACUACAAGCAGCAUUUGGCUAGGAGGCUUCUUCUCAACAAGAGUGGCUCAGACGACUCUGAGAAGAACAUGAUUUCCAAGCUGAAGACUGAAUGUGGUUGCCAAUUUACUUCUAAACUUGAGGGUAUGUUUAAAGAUAUGGCUUUGUCUACCACUAUUCAAGAAGAGUUCAAACGGUACUGUGGUGAAAAAUCUGUUAACUUGUAUGGUGUAGACUUAACUGUCAGGGUGCUGACCACAGGCUACUGGCCAACACAGACAGCAACACCUAUAAAUAUACCUGCAGAACCUAGGGCAGCUUUUGAAGCCUUCAGAGGGUUUUAUCUUAGCAAACACAGUGGCCGACAGUUGUCCCUACAGCCCCACCUAGGAUCUGCUGACUUGCAUGCCAGUUUUGCAGGUGCUAAGCGUGAUGAGACUGACAGCGGGCCUGCCAGCUCUGCAAAGGGUAUCAGGAAACAUAUAUUGCAAGUGUCUACCUAUCAGAUGUGUGUACUAGUGUUGUUCAACAUCAAAGAAAAAUGGACAUUUGAGGAAAUCAAGAACGAAACAGAUAUGCCAGAAAGAGAACUAACAAGAGCCUUACAAUCUUUGGCAGUGGGAAAAAUUGGCCAGAGAAUUCUUCAGAAGGAGCCAAAAAAUAAAGACAUAGAGUCCACUCAUACAUUUACUGUGAAUGAUCAGUUCUCAUCCAAGUUAGUUCGUGUUAAAAUUCAGAUGGUUGCUUCCAACAAAGGUGAGGCUGAACCUGAGAGGAGAGAAACAAGGAAUAAAGUAGAUGAAGACAGGAAACAUGAGAUUGAGGCAGCUCUUGUCAGGAUAAUGAAAGCAAGAAAGAAGUUGCAGCACAAUUCUUUAGUUGCUGAGUGUACAGAAAUGUUAAAACCACGCUUUUUGCCCAGUCCAGUAGUUAUCAAGAAAAGAAUAGAAGGCUUAAUAGAAAGAGAAUAUCUAGCUCGAGCGCCAGAAGACAGAAAAAUCUACACGUAUGUUGCCUAAAACCUUUUUCCUCUACUCUGCUCAAAUCUCAAGAUUUUGGUCAAACUGGAGAAUUUCUGACUGGAUGAAAGUGUAUGUCUAAGUGCUGUAGCUGAGGAAAGUUGUAACUGUCUUAGGGAGUAGCACAGUGGUCAAGUUUCCUAUCAGCCGGUCCACUCUUCUCUCCACCAUCUUCUCUAUUCCUUCUAUGCUUUACUCUCACCUCCGAUGUAAAUGGUCAUUUGAGGGUCUCUUUUAUCCAUUUUUUUGUUCAAUUCAUUCAUGGCUUUAUCCUGCCCAUGUGCUAACUGGUCCUAAAAUUACAACCAAGAACAAAGCAGAAGAAUAAGGAAACAUGUUUUAAGAUUGCCUCUGAUUACCAGUUGAGUUUUGUUUUACUUUGAGAUGUGAUUACCUUGAUGACCAAUUGAGACAGUGUUUAAUUAUUAUGAUUACCUUAGUUAGCACUUGAGGUAGUGCUUAAUUUGAGCUUUGAUUACCUCUGUUCCUGUUCUUGUGGUAGUGCUAACCCUGAGAAAGAAUGUCCUCUGCUACUGAGUUGAUUCUUGUCUCAAGAAAUGAUUACCAUUGCUACCAGUUGGGGCAAUGAAUGAGAGGAGUGCUUUCCCCUCUCUCCUGCCUGCCUUACAAGUAGUGGACCUUUUUUCUGGACCAUACAAUCUUGGCACCAACCAGUGCUUUUAUCUUGAAAUGCCAUAGUACUUGUGACAUAUAUACAUAAUUGUUCACAUUUUUUGUUUACCCCACGUAGAAGCGGUCAUGUUUUCUUUCGUUACAUUAUACCUUGACAUCUUUUUUUUUUUUUAGCAAGUCUCAUAUUGACCGUUCUUGAUGAAUGUUUCAUUUUUUUUUAAAAUAUUCAUUUCAAAUGUAUUAAAUGAAGCUCUAAUUUUAUUUUUACUUUGCUGAAAAUCAUCAAGCCUUCAUGUGAAGCUAAGCAGAAGGAUAAAACAAAAGGGGGGGGAGAACAUUUUCAGGUGAUGCUUAGUAAUGGCCUCUAGGAAUAGAAUGACUUCACAAAUAGGAUUGAAUGCUCUGAGUUCACUAGGCCAGCAAUGGUUAAGACCUUCAAGAGAUAUUAAUUUAUUUCAAUUCAUUAUUAAAGCUGCUGUAGAGCUUGUAUAUCUGACAAGGAGAAAGAAAACAUAUUUGAUAUCCUUUUUUCUUCUAUGGUGAGGAUGGUUACUGAGAUGUCUGGUGAGACUUGAACCAGCAGAGUUGCAUUUCAUUUCCUCCUCCAGUCAACAAUACCACAUUACUGCCCCUUGAGUUUUUUUGUUUCAAAUUCAAUUUUAAAGACAUUUUUUUUUCUUUUUUUUGCCAAUGAUAAAAGACAUAAUGUGUUAUCAUGUUUUUAUUUGAUUGUUCUGUUUGAAUUGAAAGAAGAGUGUCUGGUGAAUGGAAAGUGAAUACAACCAAUAGUUUAGCUUGGUGACUUUGUAAGCCUCUUUAUUGCAGGGGAUUAGCCUUCGAGUUCCAUCACAGCAAUCAUUUUCCUGUACAUUCUUUAGGAGUACAAAAUUGUUCUAUUAUACAUUAUAAGCAAUUGGAUGCCCUUGUUUUCCUAUGAUUUUUUGCUGUCCUUAAAGAAUUUUUUUCUGACAUUUUGUUUUCUCUUUGUCUAAAAAUACAUUUUUUUGAUAGCCUGAUGUGAGAACUAUUAGACUAAAUAAAUAUUUGCGCAAACUGUUGCAUACAUUGAUUACUUGUUGGACUUCAUUUCAUUUAUAGUUUUGUUGUUGUUUUUUUUUUGGUCCUUGUCUCUGAAUGUCUGACCUAAACAUUCAUUGCUUUCCCUGGUUGUAAUUCAUGCACAUUUAGUCUGAUGAAAGCCAGUAUGUUAUUCUCUGUUCUUUAGCUUCCCCACCCAUUAUUUAGACUUGGUGAGUUGGGUGAGAAAUGGUUUCCUCUUCUUUUGUUUUCACCUUAGACCUGAAAGCUAAAUGAAGAUGUGAACACAUUGGGCAACCCCCUUUUUUUUUUAAACUGCUGAUGCCUUGUGAAGAAAGAUUUAAAUAUAGUUGUUUUUUUUUUUUAAAUGACAAAAAACCAGUGAAAAGUACAACAUGAGGUCCUUGGGUUACAACAGUCCAGAGUUGCUAUGUUUUGUGUCAGAAAUGCAAUCUUCAUGUUCUUCUUCAGACAUGCCUGCCCCAGUAUCUAUAUCUUCUGUCUCCAGAUUCACCUGCACAGUAUCUCCAGCACCCUCUGUAGCUUCUUCCUCUUAAUCAGCCUGUUCUUUUUUUUCAUGACUGUCAUUUCAUCGCUAAACAUAUUAUAUAUUUCCUCUGUCUUUUUUUUUUUUUGAUAAUUAUGCAGGGUACUGUGUUAGGAUAGGAUAAGUGCUUACAGUAUUUACAUACUGUAUCAACAUAUGUUCUUGCACUAAUAAUCUGUUUAAUAUGCGAUGUAGCAAUGGAUUACUGUUGUAACCUUAGGACCUCCUGUAUUAGCUUACACACUAACAAAAAUUUAAGGGAAGAUGAGUUUGUAUAUUGUUAACCUUGUGUGUUAUAUUCUUUAUAAAGUAAAUUGAUGUCUUUCUUCUGAAUUUUCAAUUUAGCGAGUUUCAUUCAUUACAGAAGUACUAAUAUAAGUAGUUGCUUUUCAAUAUGUAUUCACUAAACUGUUUGUUUAGAAAAACAACUAAUUAGUUUCUGCAUUUUUUUUAGGAUACAGCUAAGUUGAUAAUGUCAUUUUCAUUGUUUAAAAACAAAAUUGCAAAUGAACUCUUGAUAUUGGUAUGAAUAUGUGAAUGCAAUUAUGAUUUAUUUUUUUAAAUAAAUAUUUUUGUGAUUUGAUAGUUUUGUUUGAAAGUAAUUAUUGAUUUAGAGUUAUGUCUGAUAUUAAUAAUGGGGAGCGUCUAAAAGUGUCAUUGGUGCACUAGUUAGAGAAGUGAUUAUUAUAAUGUAGUUGAACUCUUAAUAAAACAAGUGGAUAGACCAGAUCAAUAGUUUGUCCAUCGUGGUUCAAGGAUGACCACAUUAGUCAUCCAGGGGUAAUGAGUGAAUGGCUCAACAAGGAACCCAAUUGAUAAAAUUAGGCUUUUAAUGAUUGCCUUUUUUUUGUGUGAGAUUUAUUUUAAAUCUUGAAAACUUUCACUCAAUGACAUUUCACUAUCUCUGAAAUAAAAUACCUGACGUUAAUUCA